AUGGAUCAUUUACUAAGACGUGAACGACUUCGAUUGGCUAAAGAUUUAAUUAAUCAAAGAAUAAUAGAACAAGCAAUUGAUCUUGAAAGACAAUGUGAAAAUGAUCUUCGACGAGAAUUUCAAUCAAUUAUUCAUAAUAUACAGAGUUCAGAAAGACGACGACAUCCUCGAUCACAUUCUCAAACAAGUGAUUAUAGAGAUAAUCGUCAUCGACGUGAUUCGACUGAUCUUCAUGAAGAACAAUCAAGACAUAGAAGUGGUAGUCUUUCUCAACAUCGUCAUCAUCAUCAUCAUCAUCAUCAUCAUCGCCAGAGUGACACAAGAGAAUGUUCUUUAGUCACAUUAACUUAUCGUAGUUCAGCUACUAGUAGACAUGGUGACGAGAUAAUGAUUGUUGAAAAUGGUAGAACAGUUUUUAAAGGUUGUUUAACACGUGGAGAUCAAUUAACAUUUAAAUCAAAACGUUAUCGAGAUAAUCCAAAAAUAAAAUUAGAUUUUUAUAUAAAUGAUAUACUUGAAGAUCAAAUAAUAGCUUGUUGUGAACAUGGAUUAAUUAAAAAAGAUGAAAAUCAUAUUUUUCAAAUUGAACAUAUUGUUGGAUCAAAACCUUGUCAACAUUGUCAAUUAGAAAAUUCUACAAAUUCAUCAAGUCCAUCUCCAUCUCCUCCAAUUUCACGAAGUACAAGAUCAUCAACUAUAACAAAUAAUGAACAACGACCAAUAUCAUUAACAACAAGACAACGAUCAUCUACAUAUACUACAAACAAUUCUCAUAAAUCGAAACCACCAGUAUCAUUAAAUAAUCGAGGACGAACAAGUGAAAAUCGAACAUUAAAAAUUGAAACAAGAUUUAGUAAUCAAAUCAAUCAUCAUCAAUCAGAAAAAAAAAGAUCAACAACACUUUUUGUUCCACAAUCAGAUAUUGAAAAAGCUUCAAGUGAAGGUUUUUCAGCUGAUACUCUUGAAUACUCUAAUUCUCAACUCUUAACAUGUAUUCAAUCAGAAAAUAAACAACAAAUUGAAAAAGAUCCAAGAAAUUUGUCACCGAUAUUAUCAUCUACUGAUCAAGAAUCGCCUCUACCACCCAAAAGAAUUUAUGGUCCUCCUCAAUUAUCAACAAUGUUAUCUGUUAGUGAUGCUCUUGAUUCACCAUUUGAAACAAUAACUGAUAAUCAUGAAGAAACAAUUGAUAAUUCAAUAAGUCAAAAAUCUGAAUCAUUGAAUAUAGAACAGCGAAAAGUUUUAGGUUCUCAUUCGGAUUCAGAUAAUGAAAAUCGUCAAACAAAUGAUUUUGUUCAAUUUCUUCGAUCAAUGUCAUCGAAUGUUGAAAAUAAUCAGAAUGAACAAACAAUUCAACAAAUGCCGUCAAUGAAUAUUAGUUCGAAUCGUGAUAUGCCUACUGUUCAUGAUGAAACUCAAUUAUUACUUACACGACUUGGUAUUAUCAGACAACAACAAGUCGAACAUAGUGAACAAUCAAUUGGUAAUGCUCCUCGACAACAAGGAAAUGUUGAAUAUUUUAUUGUUGUUUAUUUAAAUUCAAUAUAUCCUGAUGACUCAAUAAUAAAAGAUCUUCGAGGUGUUGUAAAUUUCUUGAAAAUUUUUGAUGAUAUUGAUGAUUGUAUUGCUUUUAUCAAUAGUAUAUCAAAUGAAAAAAUUCUAUUUAUUUUAUCAGAUAUGUUUACUAAUUCAAUUCUUUUCAGAAUUGAAAAUCUUCAACAAAUUUUAAGUAUUUAUAUUUUAUGUGAAUUUAAUCAAAAUAAACAAUAUUUAUUAAAUCAAGAAUUGAAAAUAAAAGGUUUUUAUACAAAUAUAAAUGAUAUAUAUAAACAAAUGUCAAUUGAUAUAAAUGAAAUAACACGUGAUUUAAUAGCAUAUAUGAAUGUAUCAUUAAAUUCUAAUACACAUGAUCCAAUGUUUAUUUAUUCACAAUUAAUAAAUGAAAUAAUACUUGAUAAUGAUGAAACAGAAUUUGCUAUGAAAGAAUUAAUCAAUUUUGCUCGUCAAGAAUAUGAUGGAAAUCCAAAAGAAUUAUCUAUUAUUGAUGAAUUUGAAAAUGAUUAUGAUAAAACUCGUGCUAUUUGGUGGUUUACAAGACAAUGUUUUCUAUCAAAAAUGUUAAAUAAAGCUCUUCGUAUACCAGAAGCUGAUGUUUUAUUUAAACUUCGUUUAUUUAUUCAAGAUUUAUAUCAUCAAAUUGAAAAUGAAUCGAUAACAAAUACAUCUUUAAGUGUUUAUUUAGGUCAAACAAUUCAUCAAAAUGAUUUAGAUGAUUUACAAAAAAGUUUAAUAAAUCAUGGUUUACUUGUUUUUAGUCAAUUUUUAUUUGGUUCAACAGAUUUAUUAAAAGCUGUUGAAAUAGCAAAAAAUCUUCCAAAUUUAACUGAUGAAUAUAUACCUGUUAUACUUCAUUUAAAUAUAUCAUCAAAUAUGAAAUGUGCUAAUAGAAGUUCAUUACGUUAUAAUGUUGAUGAUAAUAAUGAUGUUUUAUUAAAUAUGGGUAUUAUUGGACGUUUAACAAAAAUUGAAAAAUCUUCUUUUAAUCAAUAUGGAAUAGCUUCAGUUUAUUUAACAUUAAUUAAAUGUGAAAAUGAACAUUCAAUUCAACGUAUACUUGAAAUAAAACGAAAUGAAAUAAAAGGUGCUUCACCAUUUGUUUCAUUAAUUAAAUUAAUGAUGAUAAUGAAUCAACAAAUACGUGCUGAACAAUUUGUUCAAAUGAUAUUUAAUGAUGAAACAUUAAAAACUGAUCCAAAUAUUCAAGGUUCAAUAGCUGCAUCAUGUCAUAUAUUAGGUGCUGGUUAUCAUUCACGAGGUGAUUAUAAACGUGCUGUUGAAUUAUUUCAUUUAUCAUUAGAUACAUUUCUUCGUUUUGUUCCAUCUAAUGCUGUACAAUUAUCUCCAACAUAUAAUAAUAUUGGUUCAAUGUAUUUUCGUCAAGAAGAAUAUAUAAAAGCAAUUGAAUAUCAUCAAAAAGCUCUUGAUGUACAAUUAAAUUCACAUAAUCCAAAUUUAUUAGCUAUUGCUUCAUAUUCAAAUAAUAUUGGUGUUGUUUAUUUAAAACAAGGAAAAUAUAAUGAUGCUGCAAAAUCAUUUGAUCGUUCAUUAAAAAUUCUUCAACAAUUAAAUCAACCAAAUAAUUCUGAUCUUGCAUCAACAUAUGAUAAUUUAGGUGAUGCUUAUAUUUUACAAGAUAAAUAUGAUUAUGCUUUAACAUAUUAUAGUAAAGCACUUGAAAUUCAACAUCUUAUUCAACCACGUAAUCCUCAAGCACUUGCUUCAUUUAAUAAUAGUAUUGGAAAUGUUUAUAAUAAAAUGCAUCGUUAUAAUGAUGCACUUAUAUAUUUUAAACAUGCUUUAGAUAUUCAAAAAGAAUAUUUACCAUUAACACAUCCAUCAUUUGCAUCACUUUAUAAUAAUAUUGGUUCAAUGUAUUAUCGACAAGAACAAUAUGCUGAUGCAUUACCAUGUUAUUUAAAAAGUCUUGAAAUUGAAUUAAUGUCUUUACCAGAUAAUCAUCCAACUAUUGCUAUUACACAUUUUAAUAUUGCAACAACAUAUACAGGUUUAGGAAAAUUUCAAGAAGCUAUUGUAUCAACUGAAAGAUCAAUUGAACAAUUAUUAAAAACUUUACCAUCAGAUCAUCCGGAAAUUAUGGAAAAUCGUUCUUAUAUUGAAACAAUUAAACGGAAACAAAUACUUAAAGGACUUUUUGAUACUAAUACAACAAAUUGA
Molecule: messenger RNA, 3735 nt
Organism: Rotaria sordida
Lineage: Eukaryota; Metazoa; Rotifera; Eurotatoria; Philodinida; Philodinidae
Source: the annotation of a GenBank genome assembly